UCGUCCGGUUCAAUCCCCAACCCUGCGGUACCAAUCCGUUUAAUCGUUACGGACAAAAGCAAAGAAAAGAGAAAAAGACCAGAGCUAGCAAGAGAUCGACUAUCUCAGAUCCCAAUCCGCUCAAAAGAUCUGAACAAUGUCUUCGACCUUCAGCGGCGAUGAGACUGCUCCAUUCUUCGGUUUCCUCGGCGCCGCUGCCGCUUUGGUCUUCUCAUGCAUGGGGGCAGCUUAUGGAACAGCGAAGAGUGGGGUUGGAGUGGCGUCGAUGGGUGUGAUGAGGCCGGAGCUGGUGAUGAAAUCAAUCGUCCCGGUUGUCAUGGCUGGUGUGCUAGGUAUUUAUGGAUUGAUCAUUGCUGUCAUCAUCAGUACCGGAAUUAACCCUAAAACCAAAUCCUACUACCUGUUCGAUGGGUACGCUCACCUGUCUUCCGGUCUGGCUUGUGGCCUUGCUGGCCUAUCUGCUGGAAUGGCCAUUGGAAUUGUUGGAGAUGCCGGUGUCAGGGCUAACGCACAGCAGCCCAAGCUAUUUGUUGGGAUGAUCCUUAUUCUUAUUUUUGCUGAAGCUUUGGCACUUUAUGGUCUCAUUGUUGGCAUUAUCUUGUCUUCUAGAGCUGGCCAGUCCAGAGCAGAUUAAAAAGCAAAACUGUGGGUAACAACUACUACAUUAUUGUAAGUUGUGUGUUACACUUUGGAAGAAAAGAAAGACACCAUUUUCUUAAAAGUUCAGAAACUUCAGAUGUUCCAGGGUGGUCUUCAUUCUUUGACUCUCAUUCCUUUUCCCUCGGUUAUUUGUUUGUUUCCUUUUUUUAUUCUGUGCUCAUAACUUAAUAAGUAGUUUUCUUGUACUGAUAAUUAGUAUUACGUACUUAGUUUUGUGCUGAAUAAGAGUUCUUGAAUGUGUUCAUCUCUAAAUUUUGCCCAUUUGUGUGAUGACUUUUAAUGUUCGUGCAUUAUAACGUGUUUGGUUAGGACAUCACUUAUAUGGAUCUUGUUUUCGUUCAAAUUACUGCCCGGUGAGGCGGUGACAAAUAAUUAGUAGGUGAAUUUGGCACAUUGAGCCCAUGUUUACCCCAAUAUAUGACUUAGCAAACUUGGCACGCUGAUUAAUAUGAUAAUAUCUGUGAGACUGACUGUUGCACCCUAUAGCAAUGGGUGCAACUUUAAUAUCAUGUUUAAUUCAUUGGGUGCAAAGUCUAAUGUAAGCAAUGUGCAUUAGGA
This is a messenger RNA of Cuscuta epithymum, 1218 nucleotides long. The record is from the annotation of a GenBank genome assembly. Lineage: Eukaryota; Viridiplantae; Streptophyta; Magnoliopsida; Solanales; Convolvulaceae.